UCACAGCACAAGUUCAGAGAGACUCUUCUUAUGAAGGGACAGCCAACCGGAAGUGCAGAAGAAGAAGAAUCAGAUUUGUUUUGAUUCGUGUUCGGUAGCUGUGGACUCACCUGGAGGACAGGUGUGACCUGAGCCCGUGUUUGUCAAUAGGUGUAGCAGAGACUCCGCCUCCUCUCAGCUGAUUGAUCCUGCAGCCAUGGCUUUGAUCUCUCUGGAAGACCUCGAGGGUUUGGAUGACGAGCAGGUGGAUGAUGACAUCACUGACAACCCUGAACCAAUGGAUGAAGAGGACAGAGACCAGCUGCUGUCACACUGGCAGGCUGUAGCUAGUACGCACCAGGUCACGGUUCCUGCAGAAAUGACCGGACCCAUACAGGAAAUGACCCGCAACAACCAGCAGAGGGAGCCGCUCCACUUCGCCCCCAUCUCCAUUCACGAAAAGAUGGGGGAGGUCCUGUACGAGGAGCGGGUCUAUCCGGCAGGAAACUGGGCCUGUGUGACCCGAGGAGAAGAUCUGUACGAGCAGAGCAUCUCGAUGGGCUUCAUGAAACUGAUGCGCUUCAUCUGCAAGGAGAACUCUGCAGGAAGACACCUGGGCAUGACUGUACCUGUGAUCAGUAACAUCCACAUGAUGGAGGAUGGAAACACGUUCGACAAAGACGUGGAGACGGCGUUCUUCCUGCCUGCCGAGUUCCAGAGUAGUCCGCCUCGGUCCGCCGACCCUGACAUCACCAUAGUCUACAGAGAGCCAAUCAGAGUGGUUGCCAGGACGUUCUUCGGGACGACCACUGAGGAGACGGUUGGCCGCCAGAUCCGCCUGCUGUGGGAGAUCCUCGACCUCGGUGACCACUUCCACCGGGACCGCUACACAGUCGCUACAUACGACAACCCGGGGGCACCACGACGCCGCAACGAGAUCUGGUUCAUCUGGAGAGACCUGUAAACUCCACCCACCUGCCUCUGAUUGGCUGGUUGAAUCUGUCUAUUCACACACUUUCUCCCUGUCAGACUGAUCAUCCCAUUGGCCCACAUCACAGGAAGUUACAUCUGAUUGGCUGCAUUCUGAGACUUUGUUAAAAUAGUGACAUCACUUCCUGUUCUUGUAAAGCUACAAAUAUUCUGUAGACCAGUCCAGACCAAUAUGGAGGUAGGUUGUAUUUUUUUUUUUUUUUUGCCUUCAGGAAGUGUGGCGUUAAUGUGGGCGUGACAGGAGGCGGGGCCUGUUAGACGUCUUUCCUGCACAUGCUCAGAGUGAACCUGAGGAUCAGUGGAUGGAUUAAUAAGUUGAGGGAUUGAUAAGAAGCUCGAACUUUUUAUGACUGAAUGUUUCUUGGUGUGAACCGGUUCCAGCCGGUUGGUUGUUUUUGGUGUUUCUGUGUACAAAGAUUAAUAAAUCUAAAUGGACCUGAAA
Molecule: messenger RNA, 1411 nt
Organism: Melanotaenia boesemani (Boeseman's rainbowfish)
Lineage: Eukaryota; Metazoa; Chordata; Actinopteri; Atheriniformes; Melanotaeniidae
Gene: soul4
Product: heme-binding protein soul4
Exons: 6
Coding region: 197-943 (248 amino acids)
Source: RefSeq, a predicted model, not a curated record